Messenger RNA from Balearica regulorum gibbericeps (East African grey crowned-crane), 3300 nucleotides. Lineage: Eukaryota; Metazoa; Chordata; Aves; Gruiformes; Gruidae. The record is from RefSeq and is a predicted model, not a curated record.
AUGGAUGAAGACUUUAAAACACAGGCACUUGACUCUACUCUUCAAAGUCCAUCAGAGACAUUACUUUCCAUUCGACUGUUAGACUUCAAAACAAGUUUAUUGGAGGCGAUAGAGGAGCUGCGUAUAAGAAGGGAAACAGAGAUUAAUUACGAAGAUCAAAUAAGUAAAAUUGUUGUAGAGAAACAGGAACUUGAAUGGCAGAAGGAAACUCUGCAGCAUCAGACAGACACAUUGCACCAAGAAAACAGAGAAGCUAUGGCAGUUUUUAAAAAACAGUUACAGGCAAGAAUGUUUGCCGUGGAAGAAGAAAAGGGAAAAUAUCAACUUGCUGUAGAAACAAAAGAAAAAGAAAUUGAUGGUCUGAAAGAAGCACUAAAAGCAUUACAGAUUUCAAAAUACACUUUACAAAAGAAACUGAAUGAAAUGGAUCAAAAAUUACAUAUGCACUUAACAGCGAAAGAUGAGCAUCAUAAGAAACUGAAUGAAGUGGAGAGGUGUUAUGCUACUAUUGCACAUCAGUUUGGAAUCGUAAAAGGUGUUCAUGGAAAACUAGAGCACAGUGUACAGGAAGCAAUACAGCUCAAUAAGAAACUAACAUCAGUGAAUAAAAGACAAGAGACUGAAAUAAGUAAUCUGAAGGAAGAACUGAAGAAAGUAACUACAGACUUGAUAAGGUCCAAGGUCACAUCUCAGUACAGGGUGGGAGAAGAAAAUAUCAAUCUUGCAGCAAAGGAAAAACAGAUUCAAGAACUGCAACAAAAAAUCAGAAUGGAGACAGCAGUUAGUAAAAAAAUUCAAGAAGAAAACACUCACAUUAAAGAAGAAAAGCUGGAGAUUCUCAGCUCUCUACAAUGUGUGCAGGAGCUGCUUCAGCGAAUAACCCAAACGAAUGUUAGAAUGGAAAGUGAAUUAAAUACACUGAAAGAAGACUAUCAGACCCUUGAAAGAGAUAAUGAGCUGCAAAGGGAGAAGGCAAAAGAAAAUGAAGAAAAGUUUCUUAAUCUUCAGAAUGAGCAUGAGAAAGCACUAAGAACUUGGAAAAAAGAUGAGGAAAACAUGAGAAGAGAAAUAGAUACUAUUAAAAAUGAGCUGAAUUCCCUUAAAGGAGUUCAUAGACAUCUUGAAGAUUAUCAUCCUCCUCAGGGAAAUCAGCAUUCUGAGCAAGUGGAAAAUCUGCAGAUGCAUUCAGCAGUUCAACCCAUACCAGCAAAUAGUGGUCAAGAACACUCAAAAGACAGUGAAAUACAGGCUAUUCAGAAAGAAAAUGAGUGUAUGCACUCUAUAAUAAGAAAAGACUGUAAUUUUGGACAUGAAGAAGAAAUUGAAGUAAAAACCACAAUGGACUACUCUUUAAGCACUGAGGAAUUACAGAUAGAACAAAAUCUACAAGUUCUUGAAAACAGUUCUAAGGAUGAAAUUAAUGUUGCUAGCCCUUAUGAAGAAAAGCAAAGGGAGGCUUCUCCUAGGAAUACCCUCUGCACAGAUACUGAUUUAAUUACCCAAGGACAGACCUCAGAAAUACAUGUCACUGAGUGCAAAGAAGCAGAAAAUCUAGAAGCAACACAUAGAAUGUUACUAGAUGAAAACAAAGCAAAUUUAGAACAAAAGCCACAGAACAGUACUGAGCCAUUGGCACCAUGCCACACACAAACAAGAAAGGUCUUUUUAGACAGUAUUGAUGCUGUAGGUGCCUACAAGAAAAAUGGAAGUCAGGAGACUGACUGUAGCAAGCAAGAACCAUGCAAUACUACAGCUGAAUCAAUUUAUACCAAGGCAGAUAAAAAAUCAAAUACCAUACAACACAACAAAAGCAUCCUCACACCUCAAGCACCCAAACCUGAGUCUGAAGCGAUUCUUUGCACUGAGAAGAAUGCUGUGUGUGAGAGAAGUACAGACAAUCAUCAAGCUAAGGAAUUAAGUUUUGGCAUCGUAUCUUCUAUCAAAGAAAACUCUCAAACAGAAUACCAAAUUGGACAGAAUACUGAAGUGGACUUGCUGGACAGUGACAAUUAUGUAGGCAACGGAUUACAUAAAACAGAAAAAAAUUUCUUAAAUCUGAGUGGUUUACCUAGAGAUAGACUUCCUUUGAAACAGACACAGGUAGAUGCUGAAGACAGAAAUUAUGAUAAUGCCAGAAACAUGAACAGAAAUGGCAUACUGAGAAGUACUGGUGUUCCAGCAACUGAUGCUCAAAAUCCACCAACUGUUUAUUUUGAUAACACAAGUGGUGAUGAUGCCACAAAAGAACACAGUGAUAAUAUGUGUCUCUUAGGUGCUUUCAAUUUAUGCCCCCACAAAAGAGAAAGAGGAAUAAACGUGGAUGACAUGCGCAGCAAGCAACCUGAACAAGACAGUACUGAACAAACAGGGCACGAUACAAAUACAUGUACUUUCAACGCUGAAGCCAUAGCUCCAGUAAAGGCUGAUGGUCUUGAAAUAAUUGCUGAUAGAAAAACCCCAACAGACAGAAUCAGCACAGAUAAACUAAUUCCAUGUAAAAAAGUUAAUGAUGAUAUUCAGAUACGCUCUAGCAGAAAUGGACAUUCCCUGGAGAUUAAUAAUUCAACAUAUAACACAUUGUUAAAAGAGAAAAAAGACUCACUGAAUAUUACAGUUCCAGGAAGGAAGUUUGCUGAGGGUCACCUGAAAGAAUCAUGUUCUUUACCCAUGAGAACAUCUGGAAAUUUAGUAAACAUAAGUGGAAGGUCAUCCUUUGAUCUUUCAACCUCAGAUAAAAAAGCUGAGAAAACUCCAGUAUACUUAAAUUUUUUAGACCUCGGUUCUUGUUCAAGAGUAAAUCAAAUGAGAGGUCAAGCUACAUGGACUCCAGCUUCCAAGGAACUUUCCCUUUUGAAAGAGAAACUACCAUGCUUAGUGGAAAACACAAAGGUUAUUUCAAAAACACAGUGUCAAAAUCUCAGUGAAAAUGUUGACAGAAGAGAAACAGGACUAGGUUCUACCAGUUUUAACAGAGCUGCCGACACUUUGAAUACCUCUAGUAUCCACCAAGACCCCCAGGGAGAUCCUAGUGAAGAAUGGAAUGCUAUAGCAAAGACUUUUUAUGAUUCUUCUUUUCCCACAGAACAUGUAAUGAAAGAAGGAUUUACUGCUUUACAGCACGAGCAGAAGUCUUCUCAGACAACUGUACCUCCAGCAAGAAGCGAAAGUGCACUUGGAGCUGAGGACAGCUGUUCUAUUCAUAACUCCAUUAUACAAAACCAAAUAGAAGAAAUUGAGAAAUUCCUGAACUUGGGAAGACUCCAUUCAGCAAGAAAAAGAAAAUAUGAAGGCGGCCAGUGA